Pseudopipra pipra is the source of this 978-nucleotide messenger RNA. RefSeq lists its product as uncharacterized. Gene Ontology annotation, cellular component: cytoplasm. The transcript is spliced from 7 exons. The record is from RefSeq and is a predicted model, not a curated record. Lineage: Eukaryota; Metazoa; Chordata; Aves; Passeriformes; Pipridae. The coding region runs from base 1 to 978 and encodes 325 amino acids.
AUGCAGGGACUGCAGGCACUGCUGCCAGCUUUGCUGUGGGCACUGCUGUCAGCAGUGACCUUUGGAAAAUACCUGCAGUCCCACGAGAGGACGGAUGUCAUCCUCGUGGCCAUCGAGGCGUUGGGAGAUGCCAGCAUCCUCGACCAGCAGGUGCCCAGCAGCCUGCUGGAUGUGGCCUUGGAAGACCCGAACGUCUGGCUGACGGACGCGCCCAAGAUAGUCACCAGCAUCCUUGAGAGCCUGCCAUACUGCAGCACACAGGCAGCGUGGGAGAAAGCGGAGUCACUGCUUCACCUGAUGACCAACCUGUACCCCACCACAGUGGUCAUCCUCCUGUGCAAGGCGGCUCUUCAAGGAGACAGCACUGCGCCGGAGCUGUGGGAGCUGAUGUCCUCCAUGCCGGAGACGCUGGCCAAGAUCUUGGAGGACUUUGCCAACCUGCUGCACAGACAGUGCUUCCACUGCUCCGCAGAAGGCCCCCGCACCCAGCCCAUGGCUUCAUCCUCCAGGAAGGCUGAGUGGGAGGAUUUGGCUGACGAGCCCGACAUCGAGAGCCACCAGGGCUGUCCAAACGAGAGGACGGCCAGGCUGCUGCUGGAAGGGCUCAUCGGGCUGUCACAGAGAGCCGAGAUGGCCAGAAACAUCGAACUCUUCCUGCCGGGCAUGAUGAAGAUCCUGCAAGCUGGCAGCGAAGAUGCCCAGAUGAAGAUCCUGCUGGCCUUGCGAAACGUUCUGCGUCAGCUGAAGAAGACCAAGGCCAGCUUCAUCGCUGUGCAGCUUGUGGGGAGGCUCCUGCCCCUCUUUGACUCGGAGUGCAGCGAGCUGCGAGAGCUCUCCAUCCGCAUGCUCACGGAGCUGCUGCAGUUGGUGGUCGGCAGGGAUGAGAAGAGGAUGAGGAAGGAGGUGUGGCGAGCACUGGUGCCUCUCCUCUUCCGCAUGAGCGACCAGGUCCCCAGCGUGGCCAAGGUACAGGUUUGA